AUGUAUUUGCGAAGCCUGUGCUGAAUCUUUAGGAGUGCUCAGAUCUCUUCGGUAUUUAUUCGGACAUCGCCAUGUUGCCUUCAUGGCACGACCCCACAGCCAACAGACCAGGCUGGGCCCUCUUGGGCCUCCAGGGCCACUUGGGCCUCUCAGUCUUCCCCGACCAUCGACGGGGACUGCUGGUCGGACCUGGCCAAGCCGCCGAAGGCGUGGGCCAGAGUCACUGCGGGUGCUGUGCGCAGAUGCCAAGCCACUGGCAAAGCCACGCUGUCUGCUGCUAACGCACCAACUGGUGGCCCAACAACAUGUUGAAGACGAUGGUAAAGUCUCAAGAACUUCAGCGAAAGGAAAGUGGCACGUGCUGGCAGCCAGCAUCGAAAAGCAAGCGGAGUCGCACAAGAAUGUCAUCGAUGCAGCUUUGGCUUUCCUGAUGGCCAUUGCAAAAGAUGCUCAGUUCGAGCGACAAAGGCCAGUUCUGUUGCCGUUGAUUCGCUUGGUGGAACCCUCUACGUACAUUGACCCUGACGACGCUCAACGAACCCCAUAUUUUGUGGGCCACCAAUGGCUGUCUUCUCGGCUGCUUCAAUUGAAGCGCACGAUCAUAUCCAUGGAGGGCGUCAUAAAGCGUUGUCAAAGAUUUGAGAAGAUUCGCGUGCAGGUGCAGGGCCUGCUGAUGGACCUCGGCGAGAAGCGACGAACCUCGCAGGUAAACGGUUUGCGGAAGCUGCCGGCAGUGCCACUUGCGAGGAGCCAACAAGAGGAGGACGAGCCAGGGGACAUGGCAGAGGUGCCCAAGGAGAACUUGGAUGUGGCUGCAGAGCGCUUUGCACAUGAUCUUGCGGCCGGAAGAUCUGGGCGCUCAUCACUGAUUUGGCUUUGGGGAGUUUGGAAACUCAUGCAUCAAGUGCUCAUGCGACGCCGUCGCAAGAAGGGCGAGCUCCUGGAGCGGACUCUCAUAGGCGACUUGGUGGCACCUCUUCGACAUUGGAUGAUUUUUGGCGUGGAGAACCGUGCCGACAGCAAGUUGAUAACCUAUCACACCUAUUUGCAAGAGCGGCAAAUGUACACCAGGACGGCUUUGGACCUGCAGAACAAGAAGGAGGACCUUGUGCUUGACCUUCAAGUCAGUCACAACUCAUGCCGCAGACUGACAAGACAAUUGGAAGCUAAACGAAAAGAGCGGCAAAGUUUGCAUCAGAGACUCCUUGAUGUCCGACCUGACGAUGUCCGCACCAUGCUUUCCAGAGUUCUGGAUUUGACAUUGAUUGAAGUCUUGCAGCAAGGCUGCCUGCAGCGGACGAGAUUCCGCCUGAAUUUCUUGACACGGGAUUUAGCACCAUUGCUCAUGCCAGAUGAGGACAGCCCGUGGCGGUUGUUUGGCUUCACUGGGGAUCAAGUUCUCACUCGCUGGGCAAAUCAUCAGUUGGCUCAAUUCAAAUUGGUUGCGAAUGAAGUGCUCGAAGCAAUGUCCAAACGAAACUCGGAGGAGGGCAAUGUCGAGGGGGAGGUGGAGUGGUCGGCUCGAGAGAUCGAGACCUAUGGAGAGCGGUGCAAAUUGGUGAGAGCAAUGAAGCACUUGGGGCACCUCGAGGAUGAUCAUGAAGGUGUGUUGUUCGCAGUGAUCUAUGGAGCAGUUUGUGCCAAUGGCUCCAAUGGCUCGCAGCCGCAUCCAGUGAGUUUGUGGCCCUUGGAUGAGAAGGAACCUGAGGUCAAGGCCCAAGCGCUCUGCCAAGCUAUCCGACAAGUGAUCCCAACUCGGGCCAAGCACUUGCUGCAACCGAAUGAUGUCAUGCUAAAUACCAAAGGCGGGCUGAUUCCUGCAGUUUUGGCAGUGAUCUUCAUGAGCAAUCCGACAUUGCCAUGCUCCGCAAAACAUGAGAUCUUGGGAGCUGCCUCCUUUGCAAUUGACAGUGCCAUUUCGCAGGAGGUGUACAAGGAGCCGCGAAAGAAGAAGAACCAGGAUUCCUUCACUCCUGCUGAGCUUUUGCUUGAGCCACAGCAAGAUGCACAGCAACGUGCCAAAGAUCUUCGAAGGAGAGUAUUUGCCUGGCUUGACGAUGCAGAGCGGGCAACUACAGUCGAGCCAGGGACGCACGCAGAUCCGGCACCGAAGUCCAUAUUCACACAGAUUGAAUCAUUGGCGGGUGCCUGGGCAAUUGAGAGACCUCAGGACUUCUCCCCGUUGCUGAAACCAGAAGAGGGCCAAUCAGAUUUGCUUACGAUCCCAGCGCACGAGAUUCUACUGCGCUGGGCAAAUUUUCACUUGAAAGAGAUUCGCAGUGUCGAAGCCACAGGGGAGGAACCUGGACGCAACGUGCUUCCGAACUUGAACGAGCUGGAUCUUUCAAUUCUUUUGGAACUGCUCACGAAGUUGGCUCCUGACGUGAUGACCAUCCACGAGGAUAUGCAGAAAAGCCUGGAGAUGGCACCGAACCCUGCUGCAACGGAAGCCGCCACCCUGCGAUUGGUGGUGGCAGUGGCAAACCGCUGUUCGAGCUACCAGAUCCUCACAGAGGAGGUGUUGCGGGAUGGACAGACCGACAUGAUGGCCGCUUUCCUGGCUGAACUUAUGGUGCAUCGUGCACAUUUGCCAGUGGGUGCAAAAACGUCCACCGGGCGGCAUAUGGAGCAGCUCAGCUCCAUCGUCCUGGAGGCAGCCAAGACAGAGUCCGUGCAGAACCUGUGCACCUACCUUCGCAACAGACGUGAACAUUUGCCGAGCUCCUUGGAAGCUAUGCGGGCACAUGAAAAGAUCUCCGAAGCCGUGAAGGGCAAAAUGAGGUCCUUUGCAUUGAAGAUGCUGGUGAAAAGGUCACAGGGUUUGCCCUGCGACAUGUUGGAACUUGCGCAACAGCUGCCAAAGGGACAACGAGGAGACUUGGUGUCCAGCAGCAACAUCCAGGCCACGAUUUCUAGAGAGAUGGGCAGGAUAUCAUCACAAGGUGAGCAGGCCUCUUUGCUCUCGGCAGACUUAGCCCGGGGUCUUGAGGAUCCGAGGAAAGAAUGCGCAGAAGCACCUAGUCUAUCAAGUGAGCUUGCGGCCCAGGUCAAAACUGCAGUGGAGGACGUGCUUAAGAAGCAUAUCGCCACCUUCCGCGAUGUGUUCCGGCAAUAUGCUCGUGAAUGCCACACUCUGGAGUCGGACACCAGAGCCAGGACUGCAACCUCAUCAAUGACUAUCGAAGCAGCGCAUGUCCUGGUGGUAAGCCCGCGACAUUUGAUGAAGCUUUACCGUGACUGUCGCCUGUACGUGCUUCGGCUCAGCUCCCUGGAUGUGGAGGAGGUCUACAAUGAGGUGAAGAUGCAACAUGCCUUCGCAAACCAAUUUGAAGAGGUGCCGCGCUUCGAGACAGGCUUAUCCUUGGAGAUGUUUGUGGAGGCCUUGCUGACCUUGGCGUGUCGGGCUCACCUGGAGGACUUCCCACCAACGGCAUUCCACGACAAGCUGGAGCACAUGAUCGAGAGCAAUCUGAUUCCUCACGCUGGCACAAAGCAGGAUGAUGUGGUGUACCAACUCUUGACAGACGAGUCCUUGGAUGAGAUCAUUGAGGACUUCUCUCCGAGGCUUCGUUCCAUCUUCGUGGCCUAUGCAAGCAGUACUUCGGAAAGGGGCAACAAGCACCGCCAUCGUGGCGCCAUAGUGAAGUCAAUGGCGACGCAGAAGCAGGCCAUGACGAUGUCUUUGGACUCCCUGACAGAGAUGCUGCAGCACUGUGGCUUGAUGUCGGAGACCGUGCAUCGAGCUCGAUUGGGCCGCAUCUACAUGAAUCUUUUGCAGCUGCGGCGUUUCUCUCAAGAUGAACCAGAUGUUGAUGAGGAGCUGCGAUCACCUUCGCUUUCGCAAGAGGACCCAGAUCAGCUCACAUCCUUACUGGAGGAUGAUGUGGGUGCUUCCUUCCAGUACAACAUGAGCUUCCAGGAAUUCUUGGAUGGCUUGAUCAUCCUGACCCUCUUCAAGGAGCCCAAUCCCUUUGUUGCCUUCAACACCCGCUUGGAGAAGUUCCUGAGGUGUGGGGUUGUGGACCCUCUUUUCCAGUUCGCCAACAACUCUUCGGAGCCCCGCUUUCGCUCUUUGCCACUCGGAUGAUGCCUUCCAGAAGGAUGUCUCCGCCCAGGGCAUUAAAAAGAAGCUGAAGAUGGCAGAAGAGGAUUAGCCGAACGCAGUGGUGCAUAGUGAACAGGAUGAAAUUGAAACUAACUGCUUAAGUCAAGACCUUUGUUUGUCUCAAGGAUUUGCUCUGUGGAACAGCGCGAAACUGUAAGUUAUGCAAGCAAAAUUUUGAUUCUUUUUAGUGGCCUUGCCUUUUACCGCGUCUUCGCAGAUGCAAAUCUUGGGUACUUCCUGUGCAUAAGAAGUUUGCGAGCCAAAGAGAUCCUGCAGAUAGCGGAAAUAUCAAGCUUUUUGUCGAC
Molecule: messenger RNA, 4410 nt
Organism: Durusdinium trenchii
Lineage: Eukaryota; Dinophyceae; Suessiales; Symbiodiniaceae
Source: the annotation of a GenBank genome assembly